UGUUUCGACGCGGAGGUGGUGGCAGUGCCAGUGUAUACCGGGCAGACCCGCAGCGCAGAUGGCGAUCAUAGACUACAAGGCACUCUUCUGCGUGCUGCUCAUAUCCUCCUUCACUCGCCAGAACGAGGAUAAGGACACCAACCCCUUCCUGGAGGCGGCGCGUUCGAUGAUGGAGUCCCACGAUUCGGGUGGCCAGGGAAUGGGCAACAUGAUACAGUCCUUUAUGCAGAGCGGGGGUGGCAAGCAGCUCGGCGAGAUGUUCGCUGCCCAAGGGGAUGCCGCGGAUUGGCUCAGCAGACUGGGGUCGAUUCUGAGCGGGGGCGGUGCCGGGGGCGGCGGAGCCGGGGGUGGGAUGAACGCCGAGCUGCUGGGACAGAUGGUGGAGAUGAUCUCGGGGAUGGCUACCUCAGCCCAAGACGAGAAUAACAGCAACGUCGAUGACAACAACAACGAGGUUCGUUCCAGCGGUAGAGCAAAGCACGAUGGAGCGGGCGCCGGAGUGAACUGGGAUUCUAUGAUUGAUCUGGCGGCCAGCUUCAUGUCUCAGGGCCAAGGGCAGGGACAGGGAAGUCCUCUAGAAGGAUUGAUGAACAUUUUACCGGCCCUGCUACAGACGGGACACGCCCAUCACGACGACGACACAGAAGACGUCGAGGAGCAUCGGCGACACGAAAAGGCUACUUCCUUGCUUCCGCCAUUCCUGAACACUAUCUAUCAGUAUUGGGACCACUUCAAGGAGUCCGAGCUCGGACGUACUCUCUGGACCAACAGUGGGCUCGAAGCCAUCUUCCAGCUGUUCACGGACGACCAAGGUCACUUCCAGACUGAUCGCAUCUUCGAAUCCAUGGAGAACCACAGCUUCAGGAGGAGAUGGAUACGAAGUCUCACCAGCUUCGUGGCCGAGUGGAUCAAACAUGUGGCGGAUCCUGCUACACAAGCCAGGUACCUGGCCACCAUGCAGUUCAUGGGCAAUGGGUUCCUGAAGGCGCAGGGCUACUCCAAGGCGGUAAUGUUUGACCCAACCAGGCCCAGUGAGAGCCUUAGUCUUCUGGCCAAUGCCAUCUUUAAGCGACAGUUUGGCCUCAAGGUCAACUCUGGUGUCUACAUCAAGCCAGCUGUCGCAUAUGUACAGGAUGUGCUGAGGCUAGGUCAGAGCAAAGGCAUGAGCCUGUCCCACUUGAGUUCUCAGGACAUCGAGAACAAGCUGGCUGAGACUCUCAACGGUGAAGUGCUGGAGCCUGUCCUGAGGGUCUGGAGGGUCUACAAGUUCACACUCAGAGCACCUCACUGUGACCGAAACCUGGUUUGUGAGCUGAAUAGGUUUCCACCAGGGACGGAAGGUCCAGCAGGAUUAAAACCUGGUGUCACUAAACUUGCCAGUUUGAUGGCAUCUUGGUUCAUGUCUGGACACACGGGUACAGCCUUUUGGAAGCUCUACAAUGCUGCGGUGGAGGACCACAACUGUCAGGUUAAGUAUCCUGCAGAUUGCACGCAAUUCCACGAGGAAGAUCUCAGAGUAACAACAGCAAAAUACUAUCAUAAUGAGCUUUAGACUGAUCACUGAGGGGAAUAUGAAGCACAGUAUUUGAAAUUCUGCUGAAACAAAAUUAAAAUCUCUCAACAAAAAUAUUUUGCACAAUGUAAUUAUGAAAACAAUACGGUAAUGUAUAGAAACAAGUGUAUUUGUAACUUACUAUUUUUGUCCAAAACAGAAUUUCAUUUUAAAUCUAAAACAAUUAUUUAAGUUUAGAAAUAGAUAUUUACUUUUAUUAUGUAACAAUUAUCAGAUGAACUAAAAUAUUGUUAUACAAUUUGAGAUUUUGGAUUUAUAUACACUUUGAAGUUUAUAAUGAGUUACGUAAUUUCACUUUUUUGUACGAAAUGUAUAUAUUAUACUUUUCAAUCUCAUCUGUACAUAGGAUCACAAUACUUAGUUUUAUGAAUUAGUCUUAGAUAUAAUUUGUUACAAGAUAAUGGAGUAAUCAGUAUUUAUUAUUAAUAAAUUAUUGUUUUUGUAA
Molecule: messenger RNA, 2018 nt
Organism: Homalodisca vitripennis (glassy-winged sharpshooter)
Lineage: Eukaryota; Metazoa; Arthropoda; Insecta; Hemiptera; Cicadellidae
Exons: 7
Coding region: 59-1552 (497 amino acids)
Source: RefSeq, a predicted model, not a curated record